Molecule: messenger RNA, 1236 nt
Organism: Athalia rosae (coleseed sawfly)
Lineage: Eukaryota; Metazoa; Arthropoda; Insecta; Hymenoptera; Athaliidae
Gene: mRpL19
Product: 39S ribosomal protein L19, mitochondrial
Exons: 4
Coding region: 212-1114 (300 amino acids)
Biological process (GO): translation
Cellular component (GO): mitochondrial large ribosomal subunit; ribosome
Molecular function (GO): structural constituent of ribosome
Source: RefSeq, a predicted model, not a curated record
UCGUGUACGCGGCAGCAUCUUUUUGACCUGCUUAAUAUCGAACCUAUUUAAACUCACCAAAAUAAUUUGUGCAGCUGCCUCCAAUUCUACAAGCACUUGAUCAGCCAUUUUAGUAAAUAAAAUGUUUACCCACACGAUCCCUAUCGAGCUUCAAAUCGCUAGAGAGAUCGAGCUAAUUUACGAUUAAUUUUAGUAGACCAAAACUAAAAAUAUGGCGUGUGUCGGCAGAGCCAUUCUGUCUCUUGAAAUAAGGCAGAAUUUUAAGAAUUUUAAGCCUCCACCAGGAAGAAAUUCUCUCCAGUUUUCCUCGGUUCCCGUGGAGGAUCAAAAGCAGAACAACAAUGAGAUCCUCAAAGAGAGGAAGGACAUCGCUCCACCAGAAUUUCGAUUUUUGUUCCCUGAGUUUCUGCCAGACCCCAACCCAUUAAUGCGUAAUUCAUUAAGAGAGAGACUGGAAAGGAUGGAUAUGAUGGCACGGAGAGCUCAGAUAGACAUUCCACCCUUCUAUGUCGGUUCUAUUGUUGGAGUUACGCAUUCCGAUCCUAGCUCGCCGGGAAAGCCCAUCAGAUUUGUUGGGAUUUGUAUUCAAAAAUCUGGCUGUGGGCUCAGGGCUAAUUUUAUCCUCAGAAAUGUAGUGGAUCAUCAAGGUGUCGAAGUUAACUACAACAUAUAUGACCCGACAAUUCAGAAAAUCGAUUGCCUCAGGCUUGAAAAGAGGCUGGACGAUGAGUUACUCUAUCUUCGAGAUGCCCCGCUUGAGUACAGCACUUUCUCAUUUGAUAUGGAACCCGAAAUCCUUCCAGAAGGAACCCCGGUGCAUAUCAAUGAUAUAAAAGUGCCCUUAAAACCUCGGCCUUGGCUUGAACGGUGGGAAAGGAAGAAUUUGAAAGGAAUUCAAGACCUGGUGGUGACCGAGAAGCAGUUGAAAAAGGCGGCAGCUGUAGCAACACCUUGGGAGAAGUAUGACCUCAUGAAAACUUACAGGAACACUAUUCCAGCAGAAGAUCAAACGGACAUAUUUGCAGAGGUUUAUUCUGACUUGCAUCAGCUCCAGAUAACAAGACGCAAAUCCUUGCGUAAGACAGCUUUCUCUCGACCAGUUAAAAAAAAUUAGGAGACAUUUUUUUAAAUAUAGGAUAUGUAGAUAAGGUAUUUAGUCCAUCAGAUAUAUUAUCGGUGAUAGCCUUAACACCUGAUCCUCGUCAAAUUGAUGAAUAAACAUUGUACAAAUUCAGA